AUGGUAAUAAGAUCUCUGAAAAAUAGCAUAUUGCAGAAAUAUAAAGAUAAGAUGAUAAUGUAUGCAAGGUAUGUCGACGACGUAUUUAUUAUUUGGAACGAUAAACCAGACAUACGCCAAUUUAUUAGAGAUAUAAACAGCAAUACGUAUGGCUUGGAAUUAGAACUAGAGCAGCAAGAUCAAAAAAGGGUACAUUUCUUAGAUAUAGAGGUCGAAAUAGAUGAAGAAGGGCAAAUCGUUACAAAAGUGUAUAGAAAGCCGACGUACGUUCUGGAUUUGAUACCAUGGUCCUCUCAUGACCCAACAAGCUACAAACUAGCAGCGUUUAGAGCACUGAUUAAAAGAGCAUACACUCAUUGUAGCAAGGUAUAUGACACAUGUAAUGAACUUGAAUACAUUGCAAAAUUAGCAAGAGAUGUAGGACUUAAGCAAAGUAAAGUAAAAGCCUUAAUACAAGAAGCAGAAAAAGGAUGCAAUAAGACUAAAGAUAAGAAAGGAAAAAAGGAGUUCACCAUAAUGGAAUACAGAGCACCGUUAAGUAACAUAUACAGAAAAAUAGGAAUAGAGAGCAAAAAGAAAAUAGCAUAUAAGAGAAACACGACAAUAUUCCAAAUGCUAAGAAAUGACAAAACACCCGUAGACAGGAGGCUAGUUCCAGAUGUGUACAGAAUACCGUUGCAUGAUAAAAGGCUAAAGAAGGAGCUAUAUUAUAUAGGAGCCACAAAGAGAUCACCAAGAGAAAGAUUGAAGGAGCACGAAAAGAAUAUAAGAUUUAAACAACCAAUCACGGCUUUGGCUAAUUAUGCAAUCGCGGAUCCUACAGAGAUUGCAAUCGAAUGGAGCAAGGCGGAUAUUAUACAAAAGAUUGAUAAUAAACAACAUCUGAAAUAUGCAGAGGCCUGGCACAUUUAUAAAUACAGGAAAAAAAGGCAAAAUAUAAAUUUUCGAGAAGCAAAUAAAAUAGCAUCAGCAUGGAAAGCGGCAGCAUUGUAA
Molecule: messenger RNA, 993 nt
Organism: Centruroides sculpturatus (bark scorpion)
Lineage: Eukaryota; Metazoa; Arthropoda; Arachnida; Scorpiones; Buthidae
Exons: 1
Coding region: 1-993 (330 amino acids)
Source: RefSeq, a predicted model, not a curated record